Messenger RNA from Tremella mesenterica DSM 1558, 1455 nucleotides. RefSeq lists its product as uncharacterized. The record is from RefSeq and is a predicted model, not a curated record. The transcript is spliced from 6 exons. Bases 1 to 1455 code for a protein of 484 amino acids. Lineage: Eukaryota; Fungi; Basidiomycota; Tremellomycetes; Tremellales; Tremellaceae.
AUGAGCGAGCAAAAUCCCUUAUACAAGGCUCAUAUGCUCUCAGCUCAAGCUUCCCUACUUGUCAAACCCCUCAAAGUACCUCUCCAAUCUCUCGAACAGGCUCUCAGUCUAUACAAACAAGCAGAAGAAUUAUACUCCUCCUCGUCCGAUACUGUCAAAGAUGAAGGGGCGAAGAAAACUCUGGUCCUUUUGACGGCGCAACAUCGGAAUUUCAUCAAAGAUGUAGAAAGACGUAUCUCCAACAUUCCGAAAUCACCAACCGUCCCUGCUGAAGUACAAUACGUUGAUAAGGGUGAAAAGAAUGGUGUAUUGCCACUCGAAAACACACAAAUAUCAAAUGCGAAUAUACAGAGAACCUUUGAUUCGACCAUUUCAGGUAAGAUUUCGUCAUCGACUUCGCAAAAGUGUGAUGUUGAUAGUAAAGAACGAACGCUAUCCCCCACAAGAGGGAUACCUCCAUUCUCAAUUCGUCCCACUUCUUUCACUUCGACAGCCGUACCUGGGCAGGGACAAUCCAUACGUCGCCCGACAGAUAUGGCAACGUCAACUUUACAAUCUUCCUCUUCUUCUUCCAGUACAGACGAAUCUUUUGUCCAUUUUGGGAUUCCAGAUUCUUCGGAUCCGUUCUUACGUUUCUGGGGAAUGUUAGAGAACGCUUUGACGGAAGUUAGCAAACCUGUGGCUUUCGCUUCUAUGCCUUUGGACGUUCCUAGGGUUCCUCGUCCUGCGGGAUAUAGAGAGAGGAAGAAAUCGAUCAAGAAGAAGGGCAAGGAGAAGGGGAAAGAUAGAGAGACUGCUUCGCCGAAUGAUAGUUAUUAUGUUGUUUCAGCACCGGAAUCGGAGGACAAAUCGUGUGUUUCUAUCCGCUAUCAUGCCAUUAUCAUGUCCCGCCGCUUAAUGCGAUUCGCUUGGGUUCACUUUGGGUUCUGGAUAUUUGGUGGUAUCCCACAGAAAGUGCAAGCCCCUGGGUUAACAUACAGCACGUCACAGGGAAAGACGCCAGAAGAGUUGGAAUUGGAGAAUGUCUCCUUGCGAGCUUCUCUGGACGCACUCGCUUCUCACGCUCAUACGUUGGAACAGACUAACAAGAUGUUUCGAGCCCAAGCGGAAGAGAGGGAAAGGAAUAUGAGGAAUGUGAUGCUUGGUGUUCGUCGAGAGGCUGUCAAGGUGAAACAAGACCAAGAUCUCAUGCGGUCACAAUUGUUCGCAUCAACUACUCAGCCGCCCCGACAACCCCGUCUUUCAACCCUAGCGGAAACCGACGGAUCGGAAAACAGCGCUUCUUCCUCGCUCCAAAAACGGAUACGUGAUUUGGAAGAAGAGGUCAAAGGGCUGAGAAUAGAGAACGAGAAGCAGAAAGGGCAAAUUGACAAGUACAAGGAAAGAUUCGAAAAGAUCAAGUCGAACGCUCGUGAAAAGCGAGAUGCAAAGUUGGCCAAAGAAGGUCGGAGUUGA